Hypanus sabinus (Atlantic stingray) is the source of this 4204-nucleotide messenger RNA. It is a transcript of the gene fgl2a, whose product is annotated as fibrinogen-like 2a. Bases 86 to 1336 code for a protein of 416 amino acids. The record is from RefSeq and is a predicted model, not a curated record. Lineage: Eukaryota; Metazoa; Chordata; Chondrichthyes; Myliobatiformes; Dasyatidae. The transcript has 2 exons.
UUGUGCACUGAAUGCAACACAGCAAUAUUUUUAUAGCUAAAAAUCAUCAAAAUAUUUAAUAGUCUUUCAGAGUUUUGGAGAAAUAAUGAGGGCUGCUGCUGCAUUUUUCCUCCUGAAUGCUGGAUUAACACUGUGUGUGGAGAUUCCUCAUGGAUAUAACGAAAGUAGCAGUUUCAAGGAUCUAACAGAAAUAAAUGGAAAUGCAGAUUGUUCCAUCAAGCUGAAGCCCACAGACUGUGAUGAAGGUGAAUUCUGUGGUUAUCAGGUAAAUUUUCCACCGUUAACCCUGAAGCUUCCCAAGGAGAUUAAGCUACUUGAAAAGACUGUCAAAACUGUUAAAAGUCUUACAGCAACAGUAAAUAAAAUGAAGAAAAGGUGGCUGGAAGAACAACAGGAAAAGCCUACCAAGCAUGAUAACAAGAUAACUGCACUGGAGAAUAAAGUAAAAGCAUUGACAUCUUCAUUGCAGAUUGCCAGAAACCAGAUCAGUUGGCUACAGAGCCGUUUGGAAGAGAUGAAUACAGACACUGUUUUGCAUUACAUUAAAAAAGAGCUUUCAAGUAUUAACGACACUGUGAAUAAAUUGAAUAAUAACUGUUACACAACUUGUGCAGUCGAAGGCAUGCCAGCAGAUCAAAAAGUACCGCCUCAAGAUUGCUCAGAUCUUUAUAAAGAAGGAAUUCGGAAAAGUGGCAUCUAUGAAAUUGCUCACUGUCCAAAUAAAACCUUUUCAGUCUAUUGUGAGAUGAAAAGUCUGAAUGGAGGCUGGACAGUUCUGCAAUCUCGCAAAGAUGGUAGCGUUGAUUUUAAUCGAACCUGGGCAGAUUACAAAAAUGGAUUUGGGAACCUAUCAACAGAAUUUUGGCUGGGAAAUGACAAAAUACAUUAUCUGACAAAAUCCAAGAAGAUGAUAUUAAGAAUUGAAAUUGAAGAUUGGGAUGGAGUCCAAGAAUAUGCCGAAUAUAGUCAAUUCUUUGUUGCAGAUGAAAAGGAUCAAUAUCGUCUCACUAUUUCUGGUUACUCUGGCACAGCUGGUGAUGCAAUGCUUUACAGCAAAGAAUAUAGCCACAAUCAAAAAUACUUUACCACCAAGGACAAAGAUAAUGAUAUGUACCCUUCAGGUAACUGUGGAGCCUAUUAUAGUUCUGGCUGGUGGUUUGAUGCUUGCAUGUCAGCCAAUCUCAAUGGUAAAUAUUAUAAAAAGUAUUACAGAGGAAUCAGAAAUGGAAUCUUUUGGGGCACUUGGUAUAAAAUAAAAAGUGAAACUCUGAAUGGCUAUCGCCAUGCUUUCAAAACAGUAAGAAUGCUCAUCAGGCCAAAAGAUAUAAAGCAAUAACUAUGGUUUUGAAAAGCAAUAAAAAUCCAAUGGUAGAACUUUAAAAUGAAAUAAGAAAAUGUAAGGAAUACUCAGCAGGUCAGGCAGCAUCUACAGAGAAAGAGAGAGUUAAUAUUUUAGUUCAAUGACCUUGCAUCAGAACUGGAAAAGUGACUUUUUACCCACUGGCCUGAAAUGUUAAUUUCGUGUCACUCUUUCUCCACAAAUGCAGCUAUUUCUUGCAUUUUGUAUUUUUAUUUCAGAAGUUCCCAAAAGAUUUGUUUAAAAAUAACUUCAGCUUUACUUUGAAGCUGCCAGAAUUGAUCACAAGUUAAAAUAUCAACUGCAAGUUGAAUUCACUGAUCAACAUUUGGUUAUACGUUGUUAAAAGAACCAGAUUUUGAAAACUCAGUACAACCAUCUUGCUGAUACUCAGAAUUUUAGCACUUCUGACCCAAGAUAAACUAACCCUCCCCUAGGCCUUCCAAUUGUUUAUAACACUGGAGAUACCUGGCUCUAAUUUUCUAUCACUUCCUUUGGAUCAGUACCACUUCCAUUAUGUCAAAUUGCCUCUCUGAAAUCAGGUCUCAACUGAGUUAACAUGCCUUCCAGCCACACUGGGAAGACUGGGGCCAUCAUAUUCAAUUCUGCUGCAAAAUCUUCUCCUUUGCCACAGUUGACCAACAUAUUAUAGUAACUAGACUGGGCACACAGUGUCUUCCUUGACCAACACCGACAUUCCUAUCCUUUUUCUUAAGUCUUCUUAUUUUCAUACCUUUAGCUCCUUCUUCAAUAUUUUAGAAGACUUCUUGAAUUUAUUUCUCACAACUAACCUUUCAAGUUCCACCUUUCAUUAGCUCUAAUUUAUAGAACUUGUUCAUGCUAUUUCUUGUUGAAUUAAUCUGAUUUAUAUGUACAAAAUUUUAAUUUUGCACUGUGGGGUACCACGGUAGUGUAGCAGCUAGCACAAUGCUAUUACAGUUCGGGGCAUUGGAGUUCAGAGAUCUUUUCCAACAUGGCUAUAAAGAAGUUUAUGUGUUCCUCUCCGUGAAUGUGUGGAUUUCCUCAGGGUGCUCUGGUUUCCUCCCACAUUCCAAAGACGUACUGGUUAACAGGUUAACUGGUCAUUGUAAAUUGAUUAGGCUAGGGUUAAAUAGGUUGGUUGCUGGGUGGUGCGGCUUGUUGAACUGGAAGGGUCGGUUCUGCACCACAUCUCUAAAUACAUACAUGCAUAAAAUUCCGGAAGGAUUUUAUAGGAUGUAUUAGGGUAGAAUUGGUAUCAUCCAUUGAAAUUGGGGCAGGAUCUCAAAUAAUGGGUGGACGAUUCAGAACAACGAUGAGAAGGGAUUCCUUACCUUUAAAAUCUUUGGAAUUCCCUAACCAAGAGGACUGUGGACACUGAUUCACUGAGUCAGUUAAAGCAUAGUUUGAUAUAUUUUGGCUGCUAAGAUGAAGGGAUAUGGGGUCAUUUCAGGAAAUUGGCACUGAGGUAGAAGGUCAGCCGUGAUCUUAAUGAAUGGCAGAACAAGCAUGAAGGGUCAAACGGCUUUCUUUUCUAUGUUCAUAUGAUCUAAACAGGAUCAUUUAGCAGUCUCCUCUUCAAUCCCUAUUAGAUACCCACUCUUCAAUAUAGUAAAUUUUACCCUUACUUACCUUUGGAUCCCUGCAUGAUCUUGCCGUUAAUUGUUUGUGUUAGUCCAUCUCCAAUAUCCUCAGUGCUCUUUACAGUGCCCUCUGAUAGAUUCCUAUUCUCCUUUCCCAGUCAUCAAUGGCAAGGUAUUCCACUUCCUUUCACACCAUCAAGAGCCUCAUCAAAACCCAUCACUUCAAUACUUUGAUCUUCUUAAUUUCUCUGUGUUAUGUUACAGGUUGCUUUUCUUUUUAAAUUACCUUGGGAAGUUAAUGUGUUAUUUUAAAAAGCUAGUUGUUGUUAAGAAGGAGAAUAUAUAAUGGAAAAAUGUGUACAUGGGGAUGUAAAAUAUAUUUCUACUUGUUAUUAUGACUGUAGGUGAGGUACAAAAGCCAUUGGUUGCAUAGCAAACAAAGAGGUGAGGCCAAGACUUCAUUCUUGGUCCAACAUGAAUACUGGGCUUUCUAUGCAGCUCCAACUCUGAACCACAAUUGGGUUGAAAUUUUCUGGAGAAAAAAGAAAGAUGAAGGAACUCAUCAGUUGGAACAGCAUCUGUAUGGGGAGGGGAAACGUUGAUGUUUUGUAUCAAGGUCCUGCAUCAGGGCAGCUGAAGGGUCUUAACUGAAACGUUGACAAUUUUUCUCCUCUCACUGAUGCUACUCAAUCACUAAGUUUCUCCAGCAGUGUAUUUUAUGCUCCAGAUUCCAGCUUUUGCAUUCCCUCAUCUUUUUAAGCAGUGCACGGCAACUUUUUUAAAUAAUCUAUUUUGUAUUGUUUUGUUAGGGAAUUUCAGGUCAAUGUCUAAGUAAUCCAAUAGGCUUUAUGAACCUAUGAAAGAUUUUUUGUAGAUAAUAGCUCAAUGCUACAUAACAUAAAUAUUGAUUUAUCAUUCUAACACCAGCAGAAUACUAAUUGCAAUUAGUAAAAAAAAUGUAAUUUUGUUGUAUACUCAUUAAUAGAUUCCUUUUCUACUUGUUGUACUCCUUAUAUUGUUAUUGUAAUGCUCAUGCAUUAAAACAAUACUUUGCAACAAAUUAUUCAGCAAUUUAAUGAUAAAGAGAGCAUUGUAUCUAUGUAAUUCUUGCAAAUUUUUGGCAAAGUACUGUUGAAAGAAUCAAAAUAAACUGCUGUUUACAAAAGAUAUGUGUAAAAAUGUGAACUUGAAUAUUAACUUUCAUUAUGAUGUCUUUAUUGCAAGCUCCAAGAAAUUACACAAAUCUGUAAAGCUAUUAAACAUUUUGAUAAUAAAAUAAACAGUA